Molecule: messenger RNA, 670 nt
Organism: Galdieria sulphuraria
Lineage: Eukaryota; Rhodophyta; Bangiophyceae; Galdieriales; Galdieriaceae
Product: 40S ribosomal protein S16e
Exons: 3
Coding region: 93-533 (146 amino acids)
Biological process (GO): maturation of SSU-rRNA from tricistronic rRNA transcript (SSU-rRNA, 5.8S rRNA, LSU-rRNA); translation
Cellular component (GO): cytosolic small ribosomal subunit; ribosome
Molecular function (GO): RNA binding; structural constituent of ribosome
Source: RefSeq, a predicted model, not a curated record
CAGAAAAAAAAAUGCUCAUUCAUUCCCAUUGGGAGAAAGAAAUCAAUUGAAGGGGGCGUCGACGGUUAACAGAGAUAUCAUCGAGAGUAACUAUGGUGGCAAAGACAAAGAAUAUGGUUCAAGUAUUUGGAAGAAAGAAAACUGCUGUUGCAGUAGCGACGGUUACUGGUUCAGGGAAAGGUCUUAUCCGUGUUAACGGUGUCCCCUUGGAGUUGGUGGAGCCAGAAACUCUCCGCAUCAAAGUGUUCGAACCGAUUCUUAUUCUGGGCCAAGAUAAGUUUGCUGAUCUAGAUAUUCGUUUGAAAGUCAAGGGCGGUGGUCGUACCAGUCAAAUCUAUGCCAUCCGCCAAGCUAUUGCGAAGGGAAUAGUUGCGUAUUAUCAGAAAUUUGUAGAUGAAGCGUUGAAGAGGGAAUUAAAAGAUACUUUGAUCUCAUAUGAUAGAACCUUGCUAGUAGCUGAUCCGAGAAGAUGUGAACCGAAGAAGUUUGGAGGACGAGGAGCAAGGGCUCGUUUUCAAAAGUCCUAUCGUUAAUAAUAGGAAAAGUUGCGAUUGCCUUGGCAUAUUUUCUUUGCUGCAAUGGUAUGCGAAUAGUUCAACGAGUGAAGUUUCAUAUAAAGAUUGGCCCCUACUUUUGUUCCCCAUUCCAAGAUCCGUAGUCCUCUCUUGUU